UCAGAGUUAAAUUGUGUGUCGUCGGCUCUCUAGUUUUUGCAGUAAUUUUGCACAAUUAUCGGUGUUUUUUUAAGCAGAAUUAAGCACCAAACGGUAAGAAAAAAAGAAACGAACUUUCUCUACCAUUAUGGCGUCAAGGAAAGUUCAUGUACUGCAAACCGAAGACGUUCCCUCCGCAGUGUGCGAUUUCGUUGCCGAGCAGAGCAAGUCAGCCGUGAGGGAGAGGGGGGCAUUUUAUCUGGGUGUUUCCGGUGGUAGCGUGGCCAAGUUUAUGAUCGAAGGCCUGCCGAAGAUACAAAACGUGGAGUGGGGUAAAUGGCAUGUGUUCUUCUGCGAUGAGAGACUUGUGUCGUUUGAUGACGGUGACAGCACGUACAGGAUUUACAAGGAACUAAUUGGGAAAGUCAAACUACCGGAGAGUCAACUCUAUGCGAUUAACCCUUCCCUCUCAGUGAAUGACGCAGCCAAGGACUAUGCUACCAAACUUAACGCCGUUCCAAAGGGUCCAGAUGGCAUGCCAGUAUUUGAUCUCCUCGUACUUGGUAUGGGACCAGAUGGCCACACAUGUUCGCUCUUCCCUGGACAUAAAUUAUUAGAGGAAGAGUCCUUAGUAAUAGCUCCGAUUGAUGAUUCACCGAAGCCCCCUCCAUGCAGAGUGACCAUCACGUAUCCUGUGAUCAAAGCUGCACGCUGUGCGAUGUUCGCUUCCACUGGGGCUGGCAAAGCUGAAGUUGUUCAGCGUGUUCUUGAAGGGAACGAGCUCCCACUUCUACCAGCAGCGAGAGUGCAGUUAACUAAAGGUACAGUCCACUGGUUCCUGGAUAAAGCAGCUGCUGGGAACCUCCAAGCAAAGUACUGAGGAAGCUCCACGUGAGUGAGAAUUUCUAGUAACCCUGAAUAGUAGUGGCUUCUUACAUGUAUAUGUAGAGUGCAUAUCCAUCACACAGUGUCGCUCUUGGCACCUUAGUGUUUUCCUGCCAGGGAGUGUCUACGCUUUGAAUUAUGAGACCUACAGCUUUUAUCAUAGCUCCAUGUAAUGGUUUACAAGGUUCUGUGGACGAAGCAUCAUAGUAAAGUGUCUUGCUUAAGGACGCAAGUGUCGUGACUGUGACUCGCGCCCACACUCUGCUGAUCAGAAAUACAAGUGAGAAUCUGUAAACCGUGUCACAUUGUUAACAGAGUGACCUUGUGCAUUCCAGUGUCUUAAGCCCGGUUCAUACAUGUAGUGCCUGCGAAUGUUGAUGUCACAAAUUCGCAACGAAUAAUUCGC
Messenger RNA from Asterias rubens (European starfish), 1270 nucleotides. Its product is annotated as 6-phosphogluconolactonase-like. NCBI's taxonomy places the organism in Eukaryota, Metazoa, Echinodermata, Asteroidea, Forcipulatida, Asteriidae. The transcript has 4 exons. The record is from RefSeq and is a predicted model, not a curated record. Gene Ontology annotation, molecular function: 6-phosphogluconolactonase activity. Gene Ontology annotation, biological process: pentose-phosphate shunt; carbohydrate metabolic process. Bases 128 to 859 code for a protein of 243 amino acids.